Messenger RNA from Zingiber officinale, 867 nucleotides. Its product is annotated as protein LURP-one-related 15-like. The transcript is spliced from 3 exons. Lineage: Eukaryota; Viridiplantae; Streptophyta; Magnoliopsida; Zingiberales; Zingiberaceae. The record is from RefSeq and is a predicted model, not a curated record. The coding region runs from base 41 to 661 and encodes 206 amino acids.
CACAAAAUCUUCACAGAGGCUUGUGUAGCAGCAAACAACCAUGACGGAAUAUAGGCAGACCUCGAGACAUGUUGCGCGUGCCGAGCAGGUGGCCGCUCGGCAGUUCACCGUCCCGUACGCCGUCAAUUUAAAGCUCACUAGCACUGGCGGUUUGUUCUCGAACGACCUUUACAAGGUCAACGACACCAACGGCGACGUGGUGUUCAAGGUGAUCAAGGGUGGUAUCUUCUUCAUCAACCUCCGCCUCGUCGACGCCACCGGCAACCCUCUCCUCACUAUGAAACCAGAGGCAUUUAGCUGCCACGAAACAUGGAGAGUAUUCAGAGGAGACAGCACCGGGCCGAACGAUUUGCUGUUCAGCGUGCGAAAGCACAAGAUAUUCCAGUGGAAGGACAACUUUGAUGUGUUCUUGGCCACCGACACCACCGACCAAGCUGCCCCCUGUGAUUUUAAGAUACUUGCACGAUGCCAGAAAUGCACCAUUUGUAUUGGCGAAACUGAUGAAAUCAUAGCCCAAAUGCAUCGGGAGACUGCAUUUUUUGCAAGGGACAAACUAGAAAUAACAGUGAAUCCGAACGAGGAUUUCGCCUUCAUUGUGUCGUUGAUAGUCAUUCUUGAAGAGAUCAAGGUAAGUCGUCGCCGUCGUCAUCGUCAUGGUUAAUCCAAUACAGCGACAGCGGGUGGAGGAGGGCCAGGAGGCGAUGCAGCUUUAUCAAUGCGUGCAGCAGCUAUGCGAGGAAUGAGGAUGUUAAGUGCAUACAUGAACGUUUAGCUAGAUCUUGUCAAGUAUUGCCCUAAUGGCUACUUAGAGCAUUGUAUUUUUUUAUAUAUAAUUUUAUGACAAUUCUCAUUGUUGUCUAUUAUAAU